AAAGGUGAAAUCUGCAUGCAGGAGGAUGGAACGAGCCAAUCACAUCAACAUUGCGAUGACUGACGACCUGACUACCAAUGGGAUUCCACAGCCAAAUGUCAUCUUCACCGUGGACCAAUCGCGGCAGCCCAAGGGUGCGGUGGUCAGUUUCCAUGACAUCCAGUACAAGGUGGUGGUGAAGACCGGACCCCUCUGUAAGAGGAAGAUGAUCCCACGGAACAUACUGGUGGACCUGAAUGGAAUGAUGAGACCUGGUCUGAACGCUAUUAUGGGACCGACUGGCUGUGGGAAGUCAUCGUUCCUGGAUGUUCUGGCGGCGCGUAAGGACCCGUCUGGUCUGUCAGGAGAAGUGCUGAUUGACGGGGCACCCCAGCCCUCCAACUACAAGUGUCUCUCCGGCUACGUGGUCCAGGAUGACGUGGUGAUGGGGACGCUGACAGUGAGGGAGAACCUGCGCUUCUCUGCAGAGCUGCGUCUCCCCAUCAGCGUGAGAAGGGAGGAGAAGGAGGCCAAGGUCAACCACCUGGUGAAGGAGCUGGGGCUGGCCAAGGUGGCCAACGCUAAGGUGGGGACCCAGCUGAUCAGGGGGAUCUCAGGGGGGGAGAGGAAGAGGACCAGCAUCGGUAUGGAGCUGAUCAUGGAACCGUCCGUGCUGUUCCUGGACGAGCCCACCACCGGUCUGGACGCCAGCACCGCCAACUCUGUCCUGCUGCUGCUUAAGAGAAUGGCCAAUCAGGGGCGCACCAUCAUCCUGUCCAUCCACCAACCACGUUACUCCAUCUACCGGCUGUUUGACACCCUCACCCUAUUGGUCAGCGGGAAGAUGGUGUACCAUGGACCGGGGAAGAACGCUCUCGACUACUUUGCUGACAUAGGUUACACUUGCGAGCUCCACAACAACCCAGCAGACUUCUUUCUGGAUGUGAUCAACGGAGACUCUACCGGCAACGCCAUGAACAAGAUGCAGAGCUCAGACGAAAUCGACCUGGAAGAGCUGAUGAGGUCUCGCCAGCGCAUCGAGGAGCAGCUGGUGGAGCGGUACCGCAGCAGCCCAUCCUGCCGGGAGACCCUGGCCCAGCUGGGGCUUCUGGUCCAGGGAAGGGAGUACAGCGUGCAGCCCAAGGCCAGGACCAUCACCUACAACUGCUCCUUCUUCCACCAGCUGCACUGGGUCCUGAAGAGAACCUUCAAGAACCUGCUGCUGAACCCACAGACCUCCGUGGCACAGGUGGGGUGGAGGUGGUGCACAGGUGAGGAGCACCUGCAGUACAUGGGAGUCGGCUACACCAACUGGGAUCUCUGGCAGAACCACGUUGCCUUGGCAAUCAUGACCAUCCUCUUCCUCCUCAUCGCCUAUCUCAAACUGCGCUUCAUCAAGAAGUUCACCUGA
This is a messenger RNA of Osmerus eperlanus (European smelt), 1390 nucleotides long. It is a transcript of the gene abcg2d, whose product is annotated as ATP binding cassette subfamily G member 2 (JR blood group). Gene Ontology annotation, biological process: transmembrane transport. Gene Ontology annotation, cellular component: plasma membrane. Lineage: Eukaryota; Metazoa; Chordata; Actinopteri; Osmeriformes; Osmeridae. The transcript is spliced from 9 exons. The coding region runs from base 26 to 1390 and encodes 454 amino acids. The record is from RefSeq and is a predicted model, not a curated record. Gene Ontology annotation, molecular function: ATP hydrolysis activity; ATP binding; riboflavin transmembrane transporter activity.